AUGAGUGGAGCAGCAGAAAGCCACGUUGUGGCAACAGUGAACCGGACCAAAGAUGGGGUCCCAAUGUGGAGUGGAGAGGCAAGCCUCUUUGUUCAGUACGAAGAAGCAGCGCUCCUAUGGGAGCAGUCACUGACGUGGGAGAAGCGUUACACUGCAGGACCAAAGUUGGUCCAGGAGCUCUCCGGAGCGGCCCGCCGCUUAGUGGCGGGGCAGCCCCCCGGAUGGGUGGCCUACCGUGGAGGAGUCCGGGUCUUGAUGGACCACCUCCGCCAAGGACUGGGCAAGCCGAGAGUGAACGAGGUCACCGAUCUCCUUGCGGCCUACUUCAAAGGUACCAAGCGCCGCGCCCAGGAGUCCAUGAACGACUACAUCACAAGAAAGACCGAAGCCUACAUGAGAGCCUGUCAAGCCUUGAAAAGGGUACAACCUUACUAUGAGCCUUCCGCGAAGACCGACAGGACCUCAGGGCGACGGAACAGUGGUGAUGGUGGUUUGUGGACUUGGGGGCGACAGUGGACACCUGCGAGCGAAGGAGAUGGAGGAGCCCGUGGUGACGGAGCAACCUACGACGACGAUGACGGCGACGCCCAGACCAACACGGACGUCACCGCGACCACUACUGCCGGCUCAGGUGGCCAGCGCUCCAACCACGACUGGUGGGCGCCGGCUUGGGGACCAUGGAACAGCUGGUCCUGGAACUCCGGUUGGUCGGGUUCCCAAAGUGGGUGGCGAUACCAAGGCUAUGGAAGUUCCUCGACAGCAUCCUUCGAGGAGGAUCACCGAGAGCAGGAGCUCCUGCCCGUGUUCAUCCAAGGAUGGUAUCUCCUCACGGAUGCAUCGCUGGACUCUCACGAGCGCAACCUGAUCAUCACCGCCUUGAAUGGGAACUUCAACCCCGCUCGAGUCGCUCAAGAACUAAGAAACCAGUUCCCUGAGACUGAGGUGAAAAGGAGAGACCACAGCCGGCGAUACCAGAGCUACCUCGGGGAAGUCCUCGAGGGCGACGAGGAAGAAGGCGAGGAUCAGGACGGCGACACCGUGGAGGACUACGAGAACGUCUUCAAUGAAGAGGGCUUCGCCAUGAUGACCACCGCCGAGGACGAGGCCCAAACCGCCAUGGCGGCAAUCCAGACAGCACGGAGGACCCUGAGGGAUGCGAGGCAACGCCAACACAUGGUGAAACAGAACCGGAAGUACUACCAAGGUUCUGGGCCCCGCACCUCCAAUGCUGGGCACGCCAAGCCGAAGGAUGAUAGCAACCUGGACUGCUUACGCUGCGGAAAGAAAGGACACAGAGCAGCCAACUGUCCUCACAAGCCCAUCGGAGAUGGACCCUCGGCUCAGGCGAACUUGGCCCAGGCCAGCAGCUCGGGAGAACCUCAGCAAGCCCCCUUCGUGUGCUACAUGGACCAGGCCGAGGCCCAGAACACCGAGGAGACCACGACCCUGCCGAUGAACAACUUUGUGGGCUACGUCACCGAAGAAGCUUUCCAGACCGGAGCCCCGGAAGCUCCAGAAGGACCGCCCACAACCAGUGAAGCAGUGGCUCGUGGAAUGGCUGUGAUUGAUGGCGGCGCGACACAGACCAUCGGCAGUGUCCGCGCGCUCGAGGCCGUGCUCAACCAGAACCGCAAGAAGUAUGGGAGCAGUGGAUUGAAGGGCCUCAGCAGCGACGAGCCCCCUACCUUUGCCUUUGGGAAUUCCACUGAGAAUCGAUGCCUCAGCACGGCCCAGAUCCAUGUACAAGCGAAUGGAAGCCCAGGACACCAACUCUUGUCCCUGACAGAAGACUGGAUGAGCCAAUCCACCGAAGCUAAGCAAGCCAUCCCCAGAAAUGGGAAGGACACGAGUGUUUUAUCAGGGAAUGGGGAAGAUUUCAAGAAUUGUAGUGAUCCCUGCAUUUGCGAGAUGGACAAGCUUUCGCGCCCAGCUCUCGUGCUGAGCCUGAAGGGCUAUGGAGAGACACCUCCGUCCAACUGGACGAAGGUAGAGUUGUGUGCCCGCCUACAGGAGCUGGCCGACAAGGGCGAGAUCAUCCCUCCAAAGAAGGGAAAGACCAAGACGCCACUGGAGGAAGCGGUGGCUGCGCUCAACCGAGCAGCUGCCAAGAAGUCAACGCUGCAAGCCCACGUCACCAACAUGGGGAUCAAGGUCACGGGGAACGAGACCAUGGCCAUCCUCCAGCAGCGGGCCAUGCAGCAUUUGAUCGCGACCACCGACGGCACCGAGGAGGACAAGAUCGGUUUCGGGAAGUAUGCGAGCCAGACCUACGGCCAUGUCCGACAGUACGACGAACAGUACUGUCGUUGGGCGAUCACUACCGCGCAGGAAGGGGAAUGCUCGAUGUACCUCUCCCGGUUCGCGACAUGGCUCCAGGCCAACCCGAAGCCGGCGACACCAGCCUACAAGCCCAAGGUGGACAUGAACAAGUUCGUGGAGAAGAAGGAGAAGCCCUCAGGGAGCGGCGACCGGAAGGCCACCUCGGAAGCUUCCAGUCCCGAACUCAAGGAGCAUGCCAAUGCGAGUGCCGGCACUUCCGAGAAGAUGAUGAUGGAGCUCAUGAAGGCGGUGGCCUCCUUGACCGAGGAGGUGCAGACGCUGAAGAACGAGCGGGGCGAGAAGACCCGCAAGGUGGCGACCAAAAGCGAUGCGACCAUGGAGGAGCCAGAGGAAUUGACAGGACGGGCCAAAGUGACAGUGCCUGUAGAAGCGCGCAGUGGAGUGGACAAGACUUGUCCACGCCUGAACGUCUCGCCAUGUGAGCGGAAUGAGGCAUGGAGGCUUCCGAUCAUGCAGAAUGCUGUGGAACUUCAAGGACCCCCCGAGAGCCAGCAGCCUGAAGCCGCCUUCCUUAGCAACACUGAAGCCCAGAACCUCGAACAGGAAGCCAAGCAGCAUAGUCGCCAAGGCCAGAAGCCCACUACCAAGGACCUGGAGAACCUCCUUAGGAAGUAUCCCCUGAAGAACUUAGGACAGUCCCGAAGAAACCUGGAACACGCCAGUGACUACCACACGUUUGGAACGUAUGCUUUUGGAAACCACUAUGGAGUCACCCGUAGGACCACUAAGCUUCCGGAGCUGUGUCGAUGUGUGAAUCGUAUCAUGAAGCAAUACCUUCCCGCCUCUAUGAAGUGGACCUCCUUUGUCAUCAACUGUGGCACAACCAUGCCCGUCCACCGCGACGUCAACAACUCCGAUCAGUACCCCAACGGAAGUGUGGGAUUCGGGGAGUUCAGAGGGGGAGGCCUUUGGUUGGAAGGUAAAGGGUCCUUGUGUGGUCGGAUUGGGAAGGAUUCGGUUCGUUCUAAUCCGCAAGGGGAGGCCAUUCAGGGUCAGGAGUACGACAUUCAAGAAAGAGCGGUGAUCUUCUCUCCUAAGCAGUGGCAUGGUUCUUGUGCGUGGGAAGGUGAACGUUGGGUGGUGACGGUGUAUGUGUGCCGAGGAUGGAGUCAGAUUAGCGAAGAGAGCCGGGAUGAACUUAGGAGUUUGGGGUUUCCAGUGCCUUCGGACUCUCACUGUGAAGCGUACCCAGCUGAAGCCCAUGUGCAUGAGAGGGAGCGCAAGAGAGAGGAUGAGAGAAUCCGGAAGAAACUGUACUUGUUGCAUUGUGCCACUGGUCACAGUAAUCCCAAACACAUGGUCCAAGCCUUACAACGCCGGGGUGCUGACGAUCGAGUCUUGCAGCUCGCAAAGGAAUUCAAGUGUGAUGUGUGCAAAGAGAAACAGCGACCUCCUCCUCGCAAUCUGGCUUCCUUGGAACCUCUUCCUCCGAAGUUGUACACCAUAGGCGCUGACAUAGGGCAUUGGGCACAUCCCCACACCGGAGAAAGCCAUCAGUUCAUGAUCAUUGUUGAUGAGGGUUCCAGAUUCAAAGCCGGCCGCAUUCUAAGUACAGGCUCAAAGUCGUCCCCUAAUGCUCAGGCUUGUUUGUCAUACCUGCAAGAGGGAUGGGUCCAGUACUUUGGCCACCCGCGGGCCCUUCGCCUGGAUCCAGCGGGAGCCUUCAGGAGCACAGCGGUGGAGGAAUGGUGUGACCGCCACUCCAUCUACUUGGACAUCGUUCCCGGAGAGGCUCACUGGAAGAUAGGGUCGGUAGAGAAUGCUGUCCGAGGUGUGAAAGAGCUUAUGUCAAAGCUUGCACAUUACGACUCGGACAUCACAGCUUCCGAGGCCUUAGCAGAGGCCAUCUGGGCCUUCAACCACCGAGAGAUCAUCAGAGGUUUUUCCCCAGCGCAGCACAUCCUAGGGCAAGCCCCCGACGAGACAGGGAGGUUCCUAUCAGCGAGCACAGAAGUUCACCCCAACCUCCUUGUUGAGAACCCUACUGAAGAGUUUGAGCGAGGAGUGCAGAGACGAGCCGAAGCCGAAAAAGCGCUGUCUGAGUGGACAGCAAAACAACGGUUGAUGAGAGCCCAGCACUCCAAGCAUCGACCCUGCUACGAUUAUGAGCCAGGGGAGUUAGUCUACUACUGGCGGUCUCAGGAAUCCAACAAGAGCCGGAGGCAGCCAGGAGGGAAGCAUGGACGGUUCCUCGGACCAGCACGGGUCCUGGCAACAGAGACCCGCAAGUCCAGUGAUGGUCUAGUGCGGCCCGGUGGCUCUAUCUGGCUGGUCAAAGGCCGCAGUCUGCUGAAGUGUGCACCAGAACAGUUGCGACGAGCCACGGAACGUGAACAGCUUGUGGAAGCCCUGGCAGCUCCCACAGAGGGGACUACCCCAUGGACUUUCAAGGCCGUGGCGACUGAGAUUGGGGGCAACAAAUAUGAGGACCUGUCCCAGGACUUACCACCAGUGGAGGAGUGGAACCGUGCCCAGCAAUUGGAUUCAGAGGCACAGCCUACGCGACACCGCAUCCGUGGAAAGCGUCACAGCGCACCCCCAACAGCCGAAGGAGACAUGGAACUGGAUGAGGAAGCAGCGCUGGACCUUGAGGAGCCCGACGCGCAACUCCCUCAGAGAGAACGGUCCCGCUCACGAGGCAGGGGCCGUGAUUCCCAGGGCAACCAUGUGGACCAGCCCGCAGCAUGGUGGACAGGAGUUCCAGAAACCAAGUGGCCAGAUCAGCAAUCAGGCUACUGGAGUGACAAAGCGGCAGCCGUUGAGGUGGAGUUCUCCUUUCCCGAGAGCAAGCGAGGCAAAGACCACGCCUUCCAGGAUCUAGGCGCCUACUUCGUAGGGAACAUGAGGAGACGCGCCGUUGAACUCACGGAGCGCCGCAUGUCUGAAGACGAGAAGGCGGCCUUCCGAGGCGCGAAAGCCAUUGAGGUGAAAAACUUUGUAGCCUCCAAGGCAUUUGAAGUCCUCCCCGAUCAUCUCAAACCGAGCAAAGACGAAGCCAUCGGUAUGAGGUGGAUACUCACCUGGAAGUUGCGUGAAGACGGGUCCCGAAAGGCCAAGGCACGCGCAGUGCUUUUAGGCUACCAAGAUGGAGGAUACGAACACCGCUCGACCACCUCCCCGGUGAUGACUCGUACCACGAGACAAGCACUCCUCCAACUAUCAGCCUGGAAGCGGUGGAGUGUGAAGAAAGGAGAUGUGACGGGAGCCUUCCUCCAAAGCCGUCAAUACCCUGACGACCUCUUUUGCAUUCCCUGCCCUGAAAUAUGUGAAGCCUUAGGUAUCGUCCCAGGCAGUGUGACCAGAGUAAAAAGGGCCUGCUAUGGCUUAGUGGAUGCUCCACUUGAGUGGUAUCGGUCCGAGGAUGAGUUCUUGCGUUCACUGGGAUUCACCCGAACUUGGGCUGACGCUUGUUGCUGGGUGCUUCGGGAGGGCGGGGAACUUCGUGGGGCCAUCAGUGGACAUGUUGAUGAUUUCCUUUUCUGUGGUAGGGAUGGAGAUGCCUUGUGGGACGCCAAGCUCCAGGCCAUAAGAGAGAAGUUUAAAUGGGGGGACUGGGAAUCAGGGCGCUUCACCCAGUGUGGCGUUAUCAUUGAACAGAAACCCGAGGGCUUCGAACUUUCUCAACCCACCUACCUAGACACUGUCCAGGAGAUUGGAGUAAACGCUUCCCGCCGCAAGGAUCGCUCCCAACCAACCACGGACCGUGAAAAGACCCAACUUCGUGCUCUGCUAGGAGGAAUCAGCUGGCAUGCUCAACAAGUUGCUCCAUACCUGGCUGCAGAAGUAGGAUUGUUAUUGACCGAGGUAAGCCGAUCGACAGUCGACACCAUCAUCAAGGCGAACGUGCUCCUGGCCACGGCUAAGAGUAAAAAGGACCACGUCAUGAAGAUCCACAGCUUCAAGGAGAAUGACAACCUCACCAUGGUGGCUUGGGUUGACGCAGCACAGGGCAACCGCUCCGACGGAGGCUCCACCCAGGGCAUCUUCAUUGGGGUAACCACCACCGAGUUGUUGGAGGGCAAGAUUGCUGGAGUGAGUCCAUUGGCAUGGACCUCUCAAAAGAUAGACCGAGCAUGCCGAUCACCAGGGGCCAGUGAGUCUCAAGCAGCGGUGAAUGGGGAGGACGCACUGUAUGCAGCGCGGUUCCAGUGGAGCGAACUACUCUACGGGAAGCCAGACCUACAUCACCCAGAUGAUCUGGUGAAGCGGACAGGCGGCUGCGUGGUCACUGACAGCCGCAACGUCUACGACAAGCUUGAGACCGAGGUGCUGGUGAUAAAGGGGGCGGAGAAGCGGACAAGCAUCGAGCUCUUAGCCGUGAAAGAAUCUCAGCAGAACACCAAAGUUGAGAUGAGAUGGGUUCACAGCGAAGCCCAGCGUGCCAACAGCCUCACCAAGGCCGGAACAGUUGGAGCGCGAGAAUACGAGCUCUACCACCGGAUGGGGCACCAAUGGCGGUUGGUUGAGGACGAGGCCAUGAUGUCAGCAAAGCGACGAAAGGUGAUCGCGCCACCUGCAGCUACUCAGAGGAUCAAAAGGGGCACCUGCGAGGUGAUCACUCUCUCGGACCAUUUGCACAUGACGCACUUUCGCGCAGCCAAUGUCCUUGCCACAGCCACCCGGAGAGCGCUGUCUCCCAACCAUCCGCUGCGCCGGCUCUUGUCCGUCUUCACCUUCGGAUCUAUCUUCAUCAACUUACAAGCUAUGCACACUCUCAUCGGAGAAAGACAUGUCUUGCAUCGGUCGACUCCAUUUGUGGAGUUCGAAGGGCUCAGUGAGGUGGUUCCAAAGAGCUUGCAGCCGCUGCCCGAAAAGCACAAGGCUCUCCUAAAGGACGAAGAGUUCAAUCAGCUUCCCGAGAAGCUGAAGCAGGCACCUUACUACUCGGAUGGAAAGUUGCUGUUCAAUGCUGAGAGGAAUCUCUUGCGGGAGUUCAGAAAGCUGUAUGCGUACGGGGCCGUGGGCUUCUGCAACUCCAAGGACGAGGUGACCGGCCCAGAGGUGAAGCAGUUUCUUGCCGAGCUGGUGGCAGAACAUCACUCAGCGCACUACAAUACCUCCGACUACUCAAAC
Symbiodinium sp. CCMP2456 is the source of this 7413-nucleotide messenger RNA. NCBI's taxonomy places the organism in Eukaryota, Dinophyceae, Suessiales, Symbiodiniaceae. The record is from the annotation of a GenBank genome assembly.